Molecule: messenger RNA, 411 nt
Organism: Aspergillus mulundensis
Lineage: Eukaryota; Fungi; Ascomycota; Eurotiomycetes; Eurotiales; Aspergillaceae
Exons: 2
Coding region: 1-411 (136 amino acids)
Source: RefSeq, a predicted model, not a curated record
AUGUACAAGCAUUCGGCUGCUCCGUCGGGAACCCCGUCUGUCGGAGGUUUCGGAGUUCCCGGUGUCGUUGUGAACGCCAUUCAGGGGUCGCUGUCCUUGGACACGGAGGACGAAAACAACUGCACCAAAAUUUUACCUGGCACGCACUGGGCUGCAUGGUGGCCAGUACGGUGCAAGACUCGGAAGACGAAGGAAUUUCUCCGCGGCGAGCGAAAAGAUCUCUGCGAUGCCACGGAAGACGCCAAGACAGCCCACGCACAAGCCAGAAAAGCCGGCGCGAAGAAGCGGAAACGCGACAGAAAAGCCCAGGCGAAGAAGGGGUCCGGGGCGGAUGCGGACGGCGACCUAGAGCUCGCCGACUCUACGGUCACAAGCAUCCAGGCAAGCAAAGAAUGUACCCCGACUGGGUGA